This is a messenger RNA of Cucurbita moschata (crookneck pumpkin), 2446 nucleotides long. Its product is annotated as probable RNA-binding protein ARP1. NCBI's taxonomy places the organism in Eukaryota, Viridiplantae, Streptophyta, Magnoliopsida, Cucurbitales, Cucurbitaceae. Gene Ontology annotation, molecular function: RNA binding. The record is from RefSeq and is a predicted model, not a curated record. The transcript is spliced from 6 exons. The coding region runs from base 147 to 1028 and encodes 293 amino acids.
UUCAACCCAAAAGAAAUCCAAUACCCAUUUCACUUUCUCUUUACCUAAUUGCGUAUCUCUCUUCCUCUCUCUCUCUCUCUCUCUCUCUCUCCCCUCACCCCUCCAUUUGUUGUUCUGAGAUCUAAUCUGAAAUCCCAAAGAAGAGCAUGAGUGAAGGUUGGAAGAGCAUGAGUCCAGCCAACUUGGGAGGUCAGUUUGGAGACACCACUUACACCAAGGUCUUCGUGGGCGGCUUGGCUUGGGAGACCCACAAGGACACCAUGAACAAAUACUUCCAACAGUUUGGGGAUAUCUUGGAAGCCGUUGUUAUUACCGACAAGGCCACCGGUCGAUCCAAAGGCUAUGGAUUUGUCACUUUCCGGGACCCCGAAGCCGCCAUGAGGGCUUGCGUGGAUGCUGCUCCGGUCAUCGACGGGCGGAGGGCCAAUUGCAACCUCGCUUCUCUUGGGGUUCAAAGAUCCAAACCCUCAACACCCAACCACGAGAAAAAGAAAUGGGAAUUGGCAGGCGGAGGAGGAGGCGGCGGCGGCGGUGGUGGAGGAAGAAACUUUAGGGUAUUGAGCUGUUUCCAGAGUGGAUUUGGAGGGAAUGUUGGAUCAGCUUUUCAUUCAACACCAACUUUCCCUCGUUAUGCUGUCCACCAAGGGAUCCCUUACAAUCUCUAUGGGUACUCUUCCUAUUCACCCGACUACAAUUACCCUACGAGCUAUUACAAUGUGUACGGCGGCGCAACUGCUCAGUACCCUAUGUAUAGUACUGGUCCCGGCGGCUUAAUGAGUGGUGCGGCGGCGUUCUACCCGUAUUUCCAGUUUGGGGAAGGAAGUGGCGGCGGCGGAGCCAAUGGGUUCAGUGCUGGUUCUGGUCAACAGGGUUAUGGGGGUCAGUACCCUCACCAUCUGUUUCAGUACUCGGCUGGGAUUAAUUCAACUGCAACCACGCUCCCACAGCACUAUGGUGGUCCUCCUAUGUCUCUCCCGCUCACGCCACCCACCCUGCCGUCAGUGUUUUUUGCUGUGCCACAGGCGUGACAAUGGCUCUAACUACACCAAUCCCACAUCGCUAGAGAGACAUAAAACCCUCAUCUCUCAACACUCUUUCCUACGCCUAUGCCUACGCCCUAACCAUGGUUCCAUCUCUUAAUCUCUCUCUUUAUUUCACUCACUCUAACACCAACCAACCAACACACAUGCCCCUCAUCGGGGCUGAACCGAAUCGAACCGAACCAAACCAACCCCCCAAAACUCACCUCCAAAGUUGGAGCAAAAUCAUGCAUUUUCAUUUGUUCAUUUCAUUUUGCGAUGAUGGGGUCAUUUAAAAAAAAAAAAAAAAACCCAACUUUGGCCAACAAGGGAUUUGGCCUUGAGUUGGCGAAAAUGUGGCAAUAGCAUGGUUUUAGUGCAAGCUAUGAAGGGGUGAUCCCCCCUUUUUGUUGUAAGUUGAUGAGCCCUAGGAGUGGGUCUUAAGGACAUUACAACAAUCACCUUUUUCAAAAACAAACACUUGCUGGGUUUGCAUCAAAAUUGUAAAUUUCAUUCCAAAACAGCACACCCAUUUCUUCCAUCACUUAGAACAACAAAAAAGCUAAUAUUUUUCCCAACUUUUGAUCUUCAUUAUCAUCAUCUGUAAUUAAAAUUGAAGUAGGAGUAAAGUAAUAUGAGAAGAAAUUCAGAUUUUAAAGAAUUGUCUGUCUUUUUCUUCUUCUUCUCUUUUUAUGGAUUAAUUUAGUAUUAUUAGUGGCUACAUAUUCCUCUUGGGGUAAGGGGAUUAAUUAACUCUUAAGCUACCAUAUUAGUUUGUUGUAAUUAAAAUUAGAAACAAUGGUUGUUGAACUUAUGGGAGUUACAACCUGGUUUAAUUUUUGUAAACCAACGCACAAAUAUUGCUGUUGGUGUAACAUUAUUUUGUUGUUUUAAUUAGAAAUUUAGGAUUAGGGUUUAAAGCAUCAUCCAUGAUUUUGAGAUGACCCAUUAAUGGAUAUGGAGCUCUCAAAAUAAGCAUUUUGCAUGUGAGCCAUUGGGAGAUAUUUGGGUUCCCUUUGGCUUCAUCUUCCUCUUCUUCUUCUUCUUCUUCUUCUUCUUCUUCUUCUUCUUCUUCUAACCCAAGCAACCAACCAUGGUUAGGACAUAGGCCAACUUCAUGUCUUUCUUCAUUUCUUGCUCUCCAAUUCUGCUGUGUUUUAUGUGUCUGCGUGUUCGAGGGCUUCGGGUGGACCUUGGAUACACUGUGUUUUAAUUAAUUAUGUCCGUAAAAGAAGAGCUUUUUUUUUUUUUUUUUUUUUUUUUUCCUUUUCAUGUCUUUUUUUAUGGUUUGUAAUGUAAUUAGAUGUUGGGUACCUUUCUUUCAUGUCAGCACUUCUACUAAGAUUCAGUUCUUCAUCAGCUUGCUCCUUUGCAGCUGCUUGAUGAAUAACCUACGUACCUCAAUAUUAAUUGCUUCUUUCUUUCUC